Molecule: messenger RNA, 555 nt
Organism: Coniosporium apollinis CBS 100218
Lineage: Eukaryota; Fungi; Ascomycota; Dothideomycetes
Exons: 1
Coding region: 1-555 (184 amino acids)
Biological process (GO): mRNA processing
Cellular component (GO): mitochondrion
Source: RefSeq, a predicted model, not a curated record
AUGCAAAAUUCUGUGUCGAAUUCCGAGUCGACGAAACAUCUUGAUGGUCCAAAGUCGCAAAUCUCCCUCGAGCAACUUCUAGCGCAAUUCCGCCCAUUCCGGACUCCGCCAGCACCCGUGCCAUUCGACGAUGCCGAACCGCCAGUCUCGAAGCGAAAGGCAUCGCAGAAGCAGCGACCCUCCGAGGUCCGCGAGGCCCCGCCCGCGCGCCAGAAGCGCAAAGCCUGGAAGACCACCAUAGUAGUGACCGAAUCUACCGAUGCCAACGGCGCGAAAACCUACGCCACCACCACAACCCCGCUGAAGGAGAUUCGGGAUCCAUCUUUAGUCGAGUCGCUCGAGCAGCGCAUCAUCGUCCCGAAGCCGUUUCUCGAGCGUAUGCGCAUCCGGCAGCAGAAGUGGGAAGAGUACAUGGAGGACCGCGUGGGUAAUGGCGCGAGCAAUAUGCUGUUGAUUAGUGUGAAAAGGCAACGGAAGUUGAAAAUGAAGAAACACAAGUAUAAGAAGCUUAUGCGGAGGACGAGGAAUUUGCGGAGGAAGUUGGAUAGGACAUAG